AUGGACAGCAUCUGGCUGGGUGUCUGGUGUCUCUCAGGGUGGCUCGUCCUCCCCGCCUGCUCCCUCCGUCAGUACUACUUUGUCAAGAAACCUUUAACUUGGAAUGAAGCUCAGACCUACUGCAGACAGAACUACACAGACCUGGCCACCAUUGAAAACACUGAAGACGUGAAGGAACUGGAGAGAACAGAAGACAAUCGUCAGUUUGUUCUUAUCCAGACGUCCAAGAGUUGGUCCGAUGCUCAGAAGUACUGCAGGGAGAACUUUGUUGAUCUGGCCACUGUGAGGAACGACAACGAGCAGCAGAAGGUCUGGAACAAACUGUUGAUUAAAACGGCAUGGAUCGGCCUGUUCGGAGAUCCUGAUCUUUACUGGUCUGAUGGGAGCAGCUUCUCCUGGUCCAACUUCAAUGGUUCAACUCCGAUCGGCUCCAUGACAGACUCAUGUGAGUCCCUGAGCUGCAUCAUGAUGGACAGCAUCUGGCUGGGUGUCUGGUGUCUCUCAGGGUGGCUCGUCCUCCCCGCCUGCUCCCUCCGUCAGUACUACUUUGUCAACAAACCUUUAACUUGGAAUGAAGCUCAGACCUACUGCAGACAGAACUACACAGACCUGGCCACCUUUGAAAACACUGAAGACGUGAAGGAACUGGAGAGAACAGAAGACAAUCGUCAGUUUGUUCUUAUCCAGACGUCCAAGAGUUGGUCCGAUGCUCAGAAGUACUGCAGGGAGAACUUUGUUGAUCUGGCCACUGUGAGGAACGACAACGAGCAGCAGAAGGUCUGGAACAAACUGUUGAUUAAAACGGCAUGGAUCGGCCUGUUCGGAGAUCCUGAUCUUUACUGGUCUGAUGGGAGCAGCUUCUCCUGGUCCAACUUCAAUGGUUCAACUCCGAUCGGCUCCAUGACAGCCUCAUGUGGUUCCAUGUCUCUGAAGAGAUCCAUGAAAUGGAAGCUCUCGAACUGUGAACAAAGGUUCCCCUUUGUGUGCCACAGAGUCCCUGACAUAAGGCAUGGUAAGGUGGUGAAGUUGAGGUUUGAAUUGAAGGACGACUCCGUGGAUCUGAACAACCCUGAGGUCAAAGCAGAACUCCUGAAAAAGCUGCAGGACAGACUGGAGGAGAACGGAGUGAGUGGAGUCACCCUGAGGUGGAGAGAACAGCCUGAUGGGAAAGCGUUCCACAAGGAGGAGACUCAAGGAACCUGUCCUGCAACUCCUCAAACAGCAGUGUGUUAACCAACAGCGCCCUCUUCUGUACCAAUGUGUUUAUUACUGCCUCUGGGUUCACUGCAGUUUAUUUAGACUCCUGCUAUCCACCGGUUUUGUGUGUGGGUGGAACUUUUUCUUGCAACUUUCACAGCAAACUCAUAAGCUGAUAUCUACAAUUACAGCUGUUUGUUAUUUAAGUGCUUUUUAGUUGGCAGGCUAAUAUGAAUUUCUGUUAUUUUGCAGAGUGGUUCUGGAUGCAUCAUAUUUACUGUGUGUGUUUGUAUCAUCGUAAAUAACAAAGAAAGAAAAAUAAAUAUUCUAAGAAAAAAAUGAAGCCUGUUUUAUGUGAGGAAUGUUUUUCUUUUUAUGUAUUCUGUAAUUUCACAUUUGUUGCUCCCAUUGCUUAUUUCUGCAUUUUAUAGCACAAACUUGACUUUUAGGAUCAUCUCAAGUGCAAGAAAGGAGGAUUACAGGCAUCCUGCUGCAGAUCUUCUUGGUUCUCUUCUGUCAAAAGUGCUUCAAUGAGGUA
Acanthochromis polyacanthus (spiny chromis) is the source of this 1735-nucleotide messenger RNA. Its product is annotated as macrophage mannose receptor 1-like. The record is from RefSeq and is a predicted model, not a curated record. The coding region runs from base 1 to 1233 and encodes 410 amino acids. The transcript is spliced from 9 exons. NCBI's taxonomy places the organism in Eukaryota, Metazoa, Chordata, Actinopteri, Pomacentridae.